AUGCUGCUCUCCGCCCUCCUCCCCGCCCUCCUCGCCUCCCUCGCCCUCGCACGUCCCCCCUCACGUCGAUCCGUGCAUGAGACCCGCCGCUCCCUCCCGGCUGGCUGGAACCCCGUCCGCCGCGCGAACGCCGGCGACAUCCUCCCCCUCAGCGUCGGCCUCGUCCAAAACAACCUCGACAACCUCGAGUCCUACCUGCUCGACGUCGCCGACCCGGGCUCCCCCAACUACGCCCAGCACUGGACCACCGCCCGCGUCGCAGAGACCUUCCGCCCCUCGGCCGAGGCUGUCGACGCCGUCCGCGCCUGGCUCGAGGAAGACGGCACGAUCGCCCCCGAGCGCAUCGUGCUCAGCACCAGCGGCGGGUGGCUCACCGCGAACGUCACCGUCGCGGAGGCCGAGGCGCUGCUCGGCACGGAGUACUACGAGUACGAGCACGCGCGCGACGGCCGCACGCACCUCGCGUGCCACGGCGCGUACUCGGUCCCCGCGCACGUCGCGAGCCACGUCGACCUCAUCACGCCCACCCUCCACUUUGACGCCGGCAUGCGCCGGCACGGCUACAACACGAGCAAGAACAUCGGCACGACGGGCUUCGGCGCGCGGCCCAAGGUUGGAGGCGAGGUUCACUCGAUCUUCACGGAGCUGGAGCACUGCGACGAGGUGAUCACCCUCGCGUGUCUGCGCGCUCUCUACGACUUCGUCUACAUCCCUCUCGCGACGAAAAAGAACAGCAUCGGGGUCGUGGAGUACUCACCCGAGUCCCACCUCGACUCCGACUUUGACGUCUUCUUCGGCAACUACUCAAAGUCGCAGGUCGGCAAGCGUCCGAUCUUCGUCGGCAUCGAUGGCGCGGAGCUCACCGACAACGAGUUCUUCGCCGAGUCCAGCCUCGACUUGCAGUACGUCAUGGGCCUCGUGGGCGGCAAACAGCCCGUCACGCUGUACCAGGUCGGCGACAACGUCGAAGGCGGCUCCUUCAACACUUUCCUCAACGCCCUCGACGGGGGCAAUGACCCCAACGUCGACCCCGCCUACCCGGAUCCCUUCGGCGGCUACUCCGGUCCAGAGCAGUGCGGCGGUGCUCCCCAGACCUUCGUCGUCUCCACCUCCUACGGCUACCAGGAGGCCGAGCUCUCGCUCGCGUACACCCAGCGCCAGUGCGCCGAGUACGGCAAGCUGUCUCUCACCGGCAUGACGUUCGUGUACUCCUCCGGCGACGCCGGCGUCUCCGGUCCCUUCGGCGACUGCCUCGACGAGAACAACGAGGAGAACUUCUUCAACGGCACGCGCUUCAACCCCACGUUUCCCGGCGGGUGCCAGUACGUGACCUCGGUCGGCGCGACGCAGGUCAAGCCCGGGAACAAGGUGACGGACCCCGAGGUCGCCGUCUUCCAGCUGUUCCCGUCCGGCGGCGGGUUCUCGAACCACUUCCCGCGGCCGUCGUUCCAGGACGCCGCGGUGUCCUCGUACCUCGCCUACCACGCCCCGGACUACCCUGCGGGGACGUUCAACACCACCGGGCGCGCGUACCCGGACGUGUCCGCGAACGGGCUCAACUACUCGGUCGCGAUCGACGGGCAGCUGCAGCUCGUGUCGGGCACGUCCGCGUCCGCGCCGACGUUCGCGUCCGUGCUGUCCGCGAUCAACGACGCGCGGCUUGCGGUGGGCAAGAAGCCCGUCGGGUGGGUCAACCCCGCGCUGUACAAGUUCGAGGGCGCGUUCAACGACAUCACCGAGGGCGACAACCCCGGGUGCGACACCGACGGGUUCUCGGCCGCGAAGGGGUGGGACCCGGUCACCGGCCUCGGCACGCCGAACUACUUGAAGCUCGUCGCGAGCUUCUUGCUGCUGCAGUGA
Molecule: messenger RNA, 1860 nt
Organism: Epithele typhae
Lineage: Eukaryota; Fungi; Basidiomycota; Agaricomycetes; Polyporales; Epitheliaceae
Product: subtilisin-like protein
Exons: 5
Coding region: 1-1860 (619 amino acids)
Biological process (GO): proteolysis
Molecular function (GO): tripeptidyl-peptidase activity; serine-type endopeptidase activity
Source: RefSeq, a predicted model, not a curated record